AGGCCUCGCUACGCCUGCUGCCCCGGUCGCCGCCGGGGGAGGCAGCCUCUAGGCCUGCUGCUCAUCACCGGCGUUGGCGCUGGAGGGACCAUGAGCCGCCUGGGCUCGGUGCAGCAGAAGGUGGCCUGCCUGUUCGUGACCCAGGUGAAGGAGGAGCCCUCGGCCAAGAGGGAGCGCCAGCCUUUUAAAGUGCUGGCCACCGAAACUAUUAAUCCAAAGGCAUUAGAUGCAGAUAUAUACAGUGCGAUCCCAACUGAAAAGGUGGAUGGAACUUGCUGCUACAUAACUACGCACAAAGGGCAGCCAUACCUUUGGGCCCGAUUGGAUAGAAAACCAAACAAGCAAGCUGAGAAAAGGUUUAAACGUUUUGUGCACUCAGCAGGCGACUCAAAAGGAUUUACUUGGAAUAUUGAAGACGACUUCAAGCCUGUCCCUGAAUGCUGGAUUCCAACAAAGGAAAUAGAGUACUGCAAUGGAAAACCUUUUCCUGAUGAAAAUGGACAUAUUCCAGGCUGGGUGCCAGUGGAACAAAACAGCAAACAAUAUUGUUGGCAUGCCUCUGUUGUUGACUAUGAAUUUGAACUAGCGCUCAUUCUGAAGAAUCACACUGAGGAACCUGGUCUUCUGGAAAUUAGUCUAGUGCCCUUAUCAGAUCUCUCAGAACAAACUCUGGAGCUUAUUGGAACGAGCAUUAAUGCAAAUCCAUAUGGCUUAGGAGACAAGAAACAUCCUAUCCACUUUCUCGUACCACAUGGAACAUUUCAAAUAAAAAAUGCCCCUCCACUGAAUCAUGAUGACAUAUUGUCUUGGUUUGAUGGAAGCAAAGAAGGGAAAAUCGAAGGAAUUGUAUGGCAUUGUGCUGAUGGAAACUUAAUUAAGCUCCAUCGGCAUCAUCUUGGCUUGUGCUGGCCAAUUGUGGACCCUCAUUUGAUUUCUCAGCCAGUUGUUAUCACCUUUAGUGGUGCCAAAUACGACUAUAAUUUUGAGCCAAAGACACUUUUCCAUUAUUUUUCAAAGUUGGGGGGACAAAGAUUCAACAGUCUCAGAGAUAUAGUAAGUAAUCUGUGACCAAAAUAUAUAUUUUUAUUAAAAAAAAAGUAGCCAUCUGUGUGAUUGUUCAUUCCUUAGAUAGGGGAUGUCAAAAGGUUUCCAUUGUUGAAAUGCAAUGUAAAUAGUAUUUAGGUGACACAUGGCUUGAUGUGUACAUGUAUAUAUAACAAAUACUGCUGCUUAUGUAGCAGAGAAGCCACAAAUAAAAAUCUAUAAACUUUCGAGCAUUUAUUUUUAUUCUGUGGGAAACAUAACUUUAUUGAAGUGAUGGUUAUGUACCUGAAAUGUCCUGCUUUUUGUUUUUAAUUAUUGUAUAGUUUGUACAUUCAGUUGUGGUAAUGACUAGUUUGUAUGAAUGAAUUUCUUAUAGCAACGUAUAACUGAAAAGCAUAUUUAAAUUUUGCAACAGAUCAAACUAU
This is a messenger RNA of Zootoca vivipara (common lizard), 1469 nucleotides long. RefSeq names its product RNA 5'-phosphate and 3'-OH ligase 1 (gene RLIG1). NCBI's taxonomy places the organism in Eukaryota, Metazoa, Chordata, Lepidosauria, Squamata, Lacertidae. Gene Ontology annotation, biological process: response to reactive oxygen species. The record is from RefSeq and is a predicted model, not a curated record. Gene Ontology annotation, molecular function: RNA ligase (ATP) activity.